Malus domestica (apple) is the source of this 1021-nucleotide messenger RNA. Lineage: Eukaryota; Viridiplantae; Streptophyta; Magnoliopsida; Rosales; Rosaceae. The record is from RefSeq and is a predicted model, not a curated record.
AUGGGGAACCAGUGGGAUUCGUACAACCUAAAAAAAGGUAUUCAGCAAGGGGAUCUGUUGCCUCCGUUCUUGUUUGUGAUUUUUGCAGAACGUAUUUCAGCUUUGUUAGAUGUAUGGGAAGCUCAAGGACGGUUACAAGGGAUCAAGGAAUGUUGUGAACUGAAAAGUUGUGUGGUGUUCAGUGCGAAUGUGACCGAUGUGGAUGCACAAUUGCUUACCAAUUGCCUUGGUAUGACUCGGAUGGAUUACCAUGAUCGUUAUAUCAGGAAGCAACCGUUAAUUACAUACACGUUUAUAAGGUAUCUGAUAAUUUUCUGGAUUGCAGAUAAGCAAUGGAGGCGAAAGCAAAUACGCAGGAUUACAGAUGAGGUGUUUGAUCUUUAUUUUAAAAGUGAGACAGGAAGCGUUAACUUGAAUUUUGACGAUCUGUACAUCGGUGUACUACUUGUGUUCAAUGAACUCAAUAAGCGUUUACCCGGCCCGCAUAUUGAUCCACCCUCCAAAGAUAUUGUCUUAGAUAUGAUGAAGGAAAACGAUCUCAAUCUUGAUGGAGAAAUUGACCGCGAAGAGUUUGCAAACUUCAUCAAGCAGUUGACAGCGGACACAUUCAUUAUUGUCAGUCAAGGACUGAUCAUCACACUGGUUGCAGCACCGGCGUUUGCAAUGGCGACAAAGAGGGCUACCGAGGGUGUACCGGGGGUUGGAAAGGUCGUGCAAAGGUUACCCAAUUCAGUUUAUGCAUCCCUUCUGACUUUUACUGUUGUGUUGUUUCAACAAGCGCGCCAUUAGUUCGUUUAGCUGCAAGUUUGUUCUCAGUUCAAGCCUUCUAUGGUCUAUUUAAAAGACUUGAUUAUAUAUACCUUUUGGAUUAAAAAGUUAAGUCUCGUCAGUUGGGUAUUUGUGGCUGCACAAUAAGUACAAGGAGAAUGGUGUUUGAACUUAUCGUAUAUAAAUAGUUGUCUUUUGGAAGUUAACCACUUUAGUUCAUCCUUGUAACUGCCUCUAAAUUUCCUUAACACUA